AUGAACGCCCCCGGCGCCCAACCUUCCCGCGCCGGCGCACCCGGCGCACAAGCAAACCCCGCCGUCGAGUACCUCUGCGCCGACUGCGCCGCUUCGAACGAGAUCAGGGCCAGGGAACCGAUUAGGUGUAGGGAGUGUGGGUGCCGGGUUAUGUACAAGAAGAGGAUCAAGAGGAGUGUCCAGUUUGAGGCGCGAUAG
Messenger RNA from Rhodotorula toruloides NP11, 198 nucleotides. Its product is annotated as DNA-directed RNA polymerases I, II, and III subunit RPABC4. The transcript is spliced from 2 exons. Gene Ontology annotation, biological process: DNA-templated transcription. The coding region runs from base 1 to 198 and encodes 65 amino acids. Gene Ontology annotation, molecular function: zinc ion binding; DNA binding; DNA-directed RNA polymerase activity. Gene Ontology annotation, cellular component: RNA polymerase I complex; RNA polymerase III complex; RNA polymerase II, core complex. NCBI's taxonomy places the organism in Eukaryota, Fungi, Basidiomycota, Microbotryomycetes, Sporidiobolales, Sporidiobolaceae. The record is from RefSeq and is a predicted model, not a curated record.